AUGAGGCGAGGUAGGUACGCCGCCAUUCUGACCCAGUCACAGAGGUCCGGCAUUGUCAAGUCGUUGUGGCAGGUGUAUGACAAGGAUGGCUCGCGGCAUCUCUCGCGCAAGGCUGUCCGCGAGCUGCUUGGCUCGGUGCUAGCGUCGUUUAAGCGGAUCGAGGCGUUUGUGCCUGGACAGCUCGCCCGGGACGCACCCAAGGCGCGCGGGACGAAGCGGCAGGGCAAGAUCACUACGGUCGACGGCUCGGACUUUUUGCUCAGCCUCGAUGAGAAGAAGGCUGUGGCCAAGCUGACGUCGACUCUGUUCGACAAGCUCCACACCGUCAACGACACCCUCUGCUACCACGAGUUGCUCGAGGAGGGCGACGAGGACGACGUCGAGGACUUUCUGGACAUUGCCGAGGCACUCACCGACCUGCUUCCGCUCUCAAUCAAGGGCCACGUGUGGGAUGCCGAGGACUCGGCCUCGUUCGACGACAUGCGCACGCUCCGCUCGGCCUCGCACAUCGCCUCGUGCCCGCACUGCGGCGAUGGCUCGCCUGAUCACAACCACAACUUUGCGCCGAGCCCUGACUCGGUCAAGGCCAAGUCCAAGUCCAAGUCCAAGUCCAAGAAAGCCAAGGCUAAGAAGAAGAAGCAGCGCCGGGUCAUCACCACCGUCACCACCACCAAGGAGGCUGUCGACAAGUCCGCCCCGCCGCCAGCCGACGGCUCGGACUCGAGCUCGGCGGCCAAGACGUCGAAAAAGAAGAAGCGCUCCAAGAAGCGCUCCAAGAAGCGCGUUAGCGAGCCGGCCGACGCCGGCGCUUCCUCUGCCACUGCCACCACCACCACCACUACCACCACGUCCACAUCCAAGAAGCGGCGCAAGAAGAAGUCGUCCAAGAAGAAGCGCCGCCGCAAGUCUGUUGACGGCGGCGCCUCCUCCGCCGCCACCACCACAACCACCUCGUCCAAGAAGCGCCGCAAGAAGACGGUGUCCAAGAAGAAGCGCCGCCGCAAGUCUGCCGACGACGGCGCCUCCUCCGCCGCCACCACCACCACCACCGUCACUACGUCGAAGAAGCGUCGCAAGAAGAAGUCGUCCAAGAAGAAGCGCCGCCGUAAGACCGACGAUGGCGCGUCCACGGCGGCUACCGACUCCACCAAAUCCAAGAAGCGCCGCAAGAAGCGGUCAAAGAAAAAGGUGGCGGCAGCGCCGGCGCCGGCGUCAGCGUCCAAGGCCAAGGCCAAGAAGACGACGACAACGACUGUAACGACGACGACGACCAAGAAGACGGUCGACCCCAAGACCGGAAAGACGACCAAGAAGACGCUCACGUCCAAGAAGGCCAAGUCCAAGAAGGCCAAGAAGAAGAACAAGCCGCCCAAGGAGAAGAUCGAGGUCAUCACUCUUCCCUCCGGCGAGCAGAAGGUCAAGCGGAUGGUCCGCGUCAAGCGCUCCGAGAAGCGGCGGCGCCAGGCUGAGCGCGCACAGCGCCGCGCUGCUCGCAAGGCGGGCAAGAACGGGAGCAAGAAGGGCAAGAAGUAG
This is a messenger RNA of Thecamonas trahens ATCC 50062, 1533 nucleotides long. RefSeq lists its product as uncharacterized. Gene Ontology annotation, molecular function: calcium ion binding. Bases 1 to 1533 code for a protein of 510 amino acids. NCBI's taxonomy places the organism in Eukaryota, Apusomonadida, Apusomonadidae. The transcript is spliced from 2 exons. The record is from RefSeq and is a predicted model, not a curated record.